Messenger RNA from Maudiozyma barnettii, 765 nucleotides. RefSeq names its product RNA-binding protein YRA1 (gene YRA1). Gene Ontology annotation, cellular component: nucleus. The transcript has 2 exons. Gene Ontology annotation, biological process: mRNA export from nucleus. Gene Ontology annotation, molecular function: mRNA binding. Lineage: Eukaryota; Fungi; Ascomycota; Saccharomycetes; Saccharomycetales; Saccharomycetaceae. The record is from RefSeq and is a predicted model, not a curated record. The coding region runs from base 1 to 765 and encodes 254 amino acids.
AUGUCCAACAACCUAGAUAAAUCUUUAGACGAAAUUAUUGGCAAGAAGCCAGUUAGAGCUACUCGUGACAACAGGAGAGGCCCAAAGAAGACUUCUAAGCAAGUCGGUAACCGUCGUAACGCUGCUACCAAUGGCAGAGGUAACAGACCAGCUAGAAUUCCAGCUAGUGCUGUAUCAAGAAUUGUCGGACAUCAAUUAGUCAAAGUAAAUGUUGAAGGUUUACCAAGGGAUAUCAAGCAGAGUGCUGUUAGAGAAUUCUUCGCAGGUCAAGUAGGUGGUGUCCAUGGUGUCUUAUUGAGUUACAACGAAAGAGGUCAAUCUACUGGUAUGGCUAACAUUACUUUCAAGAAUGCUGACUACGCGAACAAAGCUGUCUCCAGAUUUAAUGGUGCUCCAAUUGACAAUGGUAAAACUAGAUUAAGACUAAACCUUAUUGUUGACCCAACUCAGACUAACCAAAACUUGGCCCAAAGACUAAGUGGUCUACAAGGUAGAGUUGGUAAGCCAAACGGUGUUGUUGCUGGUAGACCAAACGCCAGAAAUGUAGGUAGAAACGGUAGACCAAUUUCCAACAGACAACAAGUUAGAGGUCCACAAAGAAGUGGUCCACAACCAAGAAAUGGUCCACAACCAAGAAACGGUCCACAACCAAGAAGUGGUGCAGCUCCUCAAAAAAAGAAACAACCAAAGAGAGAAAAGCCAGCCAAGAAAAGUCUAGAAGACCUCGACAAAGAAAUGGCUGACUAUUUUGAUGAUGGUAAAUAG